Messenger RNA from Pelagomonas calceolata, 1896 nucleotides. NCBI's taxonomy places the organism in Eukaryota, Pelagophyceae, Pelagomonadales, Pelagomonadaceae. The record is from the annotation of a GenBank genome assembly.
ACAGCGCAGAGCACUUGCAUUGCUGUCCAGCGCAGCCGACAGCCGAGAAUUAGGACCGCUGUAAUAGCACUCAUCGUGCUGCGACGAAUCGCUGCUCGAAAUCGCUGUCAGACCGAGCACAGAGACAGCAUCAUGUGCCGGCCAGCCUCCCUAGCUGAGCAAAAGCAGGAACAGACAGCGGGCUUGAGCGUGCAAUGGCAGGACCUGACCGUCGGCGUCGGCCCCAAGCGCGUGCCCGUCCUCCGCAACUUGACGGGAGGCGCGAGCGCCGGCGCGCUGACGGCGGUGCUGGGCCCGUCCGGCUCUGGUAAAAGCACGCUGCUCGGCACCGUGUCGGCGCGCUUCCCGUCGCAAUUACGUGUCCUAAGAGGCUCCGUGCGCUACGACGGCGAGGCCUGGGACCGCUCGCGGCAUAAGCGGCGCGUGGCCUUUGUGGAACAGGAGGAUGCUCUACUAAAAGACCUGACCGUGCGCCAAACUUUGACAUUUGCCGCAGCAUUAAGAGGCGAGCCCGACCCGGCCGCACGAGCAUCACUAAUGCUCCACGAACUAAAUCUAGACAAGUGCGCCGACCAAGCGAUCGGAGGCGCGAACAUAAGAAGGGAGAUCUCGGGCGGCCAGCGGCGGCGCGUCUCCAUCGGCCACGAGCUUUUGUUGGAUCCUGGUUUAGUUUUGCUGGACGAGCCCACUUCCGGAUUGGAUAGCCACGCGGCCGCGAAGAUCUUUCGCAUCCUCAAAGACCUGUCGACGCGCGGCGUCGCCGUGCUCGCGACGCUCCACCAACCUACCGACGCCAUGUUUCUGGGGUUUGAUUCGCUACUAUUGCUGCGGGACGGCGAGGCCUCGUACGCCGGCGACCCGCAAAACGCGGUCGCGGCGAUCGCCCCGAAACCGCCGCCGAAGGGCAUGCCCAUUGCCGAUUAUUUGAUGGAAGUCAUUUGUGGCGACGACGCGAAACAGGCGACCGCGCGCGAGGCGGCGGCUACUACUGGCACCAUCAGUAUAUCAGAGGAGGCCGGGCCAGCUUUGCCCUGGCUGUCGCAAUUCAUCAUACUACUAAAGCGCUGCUUCCUCGCGCACCGGCUGGAUCUCGUGGACCCCAUGCUCCUGGCGAACAUGUUCAGCGUCAUGUUAUUAUCUGCAACUUUAUGGUCGGGCCAAGGGUCGAAGCGGCCGCGGACCGAAACGUCAGUACGGGACAUCUCGGGGUUGUUGUUUUUGAGUCCUGUUUAUUGGGCCUUCCAGCUCAUGAUCUUGGCGUUGUAUACGUUUCCGGCGGAUCGCGUCGUCGUCACCAAAGAGCGCGCGGCUGGAUUAUACUCCAUCAGCGCCUACUUCUUAGCAAGGACGUCCGUGGACACGCUCACUAUUGUGUUAAUGUCGCCUUUAUUAUCGUUGAUCUACUACUUUGCUGCUGGUUUAAGGCCAUCAGAGGUCGGCUGGCAUCUGCUCACGCUCUUCCUAAACUCGUUAUGUGCCCACUCCGCGGGAUUAUGUAUUGGCGCGUGGAUCAUGAAUCUGAAGCGCGCUACUACAUUACAAACGGUUUUUAUGCUGGCGACGAUGAUGUGCGGCGGGUUCUACGUGCGCGGCGUGCCGGUCUGGUUGAAAUGGUUUGGAGAUUUGAGUUUCACGCGCUACGCGUACGGCGCGCUCCUCAAGAUCGAAUACAAGGGCGCGCACUACGACUGCGCCGCGGGGAGGUGUACGGUGCUGCGCGAGAGCGCGUUAAUUGACGCGCGGAUCCGCCGUUCGAGCGUGGGGGCCGAUCUUGCUGUAUUAGCUGGUUUUGCCGUCGCGUUCCGGCUCCUGGCGUUCUUCGGGCUCAAGCGGAAUACCCACUAGCUCACACUCACUCACUCACUUCGUCCGCCUAACAUAAUCGUUUUGUUUUAG